CUGUCAUGUCACUUAAUGUUAAAUAAUAUUGGUCGUUCAAAUUUAUUUUAAGUCUUUUUCUUGGAUUUUAACAAUCACAAAUCAUCUAGGUAGCUUUACAAAAUGGUUGUCACUACUGAUGUUUAUCUUCCAACAGAAGAGGAAUUAACAGUACCUGAAGUGAAUCUAUCUAGCCCUUUUCUUCAUGCUGGAGCAUUUCACUUUGGAAAACAUUGCGAAUUCCAAAACAAUGAAUUUAUGUUAUGUCGAAAUGAAUUGGAAGACCCAAGAGCAUGCAUUCAAGAAGGCAAAGCGGUGACUAAUUGUGCUUUAGACUUUUUUCGAAAAAUGAAAAAAUCUUGUGCUGCAGAAUUUCAGCAAUAUGCUAACUGCUUAGAUAAAAGCAGCGGUGACCUUUCAUAUAAAUUUUGCCGUAAAACACAAAGUGCAUUAGAUAAAUGUGUUUUCGAUAACUAUGGUAUUGAAAGACCUCAAUAUGAUUAUUUUGCCAAACCUAAAAUUCACGAUUCAAAACGCCCAAAACCAGAGCCAGAACCUAUGCAGGUCUUUCCAGAUGCUACUCCAGAAUUACCUAAGGAUGCUGAGAAACCACCAGCAAAAUAUGGUUCACGUUUCUUCUUCUUGGAGUAAAUGUAUAGAGAUUGUAUUGAUUUUUAGAAUAAAUGAAUGUUAGAA
Messenger RNA from Ctenocephalides felis (cat flea), 675 nucleotides. It is a transcript of the gene ND-19, whose product is annotated as NADH dehydrogenase [ubiquinone] 1 alpha subcomplex subunit 8. NCBI's taxonomy places the organism in Eukaryota, Metazoa, Arthropoda, Insecta, Siphonaptera, Pulicidae. The transcript has 3 exons. Gene Ontology annotation, biological process: mitochondrial electron transport, NADH to ubiquinone. The coding region runs from base 103 to 630 and encodes 175 amino acids. The record is from RefSeq and is a predicted model, not a curated record.